UAUUUACCACAUGUUUGUUACUGUUUAUUUGCAAUCAAAUUAAUAAGUGGUAAAAAUGGUUCGAAAAUUAAAGUUUCAUGAGCAAAAAUUGCUAAAGAAAGUAGAUUUUAUAUCAUGGAAAGUCGACAACAACAUACACGAAGUGAAAGUCAUGAAAAAGUAUUAUGUUCAGAAGCGUGAGGAUUACACGAAAUAUAACAAGUUGUCUCGAGAUGUUCGUGAGCUAGCAAAUAAAAUUAAAGACUUAGACGCCAACAGUGAAUUUAGAACUGAAUCAAGUGCUCAGUUAUUGGAGAAACUGUAUCAGAUGGGCUUGAUCCCCACCAGAUGGGACUUAGCACUGGCUUGCAAUGUGUCAGCAAGUGCAUUUUGCAGACGGAGAUUGCCUGUUGUAAUGGUUAGAAAUAGGAUGUCAGAAAACUUGAAAGAGGCCACAAAAUUCAUAGAGCAGGGACAUGUGAGGGUUGGCCCCGAGGUGGUGAAGGACCCAGCAUUCCUUGUCACCAGAUCAUUGGAGGACUUUGUCACGUGGGUUGACAGCUCAGCCAUACGAAAACAUGUCAUGGAAUAUAAUGAGAUGAGAGACGACUUUGACAUGCUGUAGUUAUAGAAAAUAAUGGUUUAUAUGUUUGGUACGUUGUAAAUAACUGGAGGAAUGUGAAUGAAAGAUAAGAAUGGUGAAUAAUAAAAAAAA
Molecule: messenger RNA, 694 nt
Organism: Amyelois transitella
Lineage: Eukaryota; Metazoa; Arthropoda; Insecta; Lepidoptera; Pyralidae
Product: U3 small nucleolar ribonucleoprotein protein IMP3
Exons: 4
Coding region: 56-604 (182 amino acids)
Biological process (GO): rRNA processing
Cellular component (GO): small-subunit processome; Mpp10 complex; small ribosomal subunit
Molecular function (GO): rRNA binding; snoRNA binding; structural constituent of ribosome
Source: RefSeq, a predicted model, not a curated record